This is a messenger RNA of Ostrinia furnacalis (Asian corn borer), 3533 nucleotides long. It is a transcript of the gene Tti1, whose product is annotated as Telo2 interacting protein 1. The coding region runs from base 84 to 3461 and encodes 1125 amino acids. Lineage: Eukaryota; Metazoa; Arthropoda; Insecta; Lepidoptera; Crambidae. Gene Ontology annotation, cellular component: cytoplasm. The transcript is spliced from 19 exons. The record is from RefSeq and is a predicted model, not a curated record.
CCACAGCCAAAGCCGUAAAUCAUUUGAUUGACAAAAGUGAUAGUGAAUUAAAAAAAACCUUUGUUUGCACUUUUGCAGAAUUCAUGACCGAGGGUUUGCGAAAUAUAAAAUUUUCAAAAAUGCCCUCACCUCCAAUCACGGAUAGUGAAGUCUCCAAGAUGAACGCGGAUAUAAAGGAGUCCUUUUCCAAGAUAAAGCCUGUGUGUGAUAUUGUUAUGGUGUGCCCGUCUGCUGAGAGCAUAUCCAACUUUGUAGCUCGCGUAUCAGAGCUGAAGAGGGAUGUGAUGCAAGAGCUGCAGCAAUACCUGCUGUUCCCUUUUAUCACUCAUCUGAAGUCUACUGAAAUAGAAAAGAAGUUUGAGAUCCAAUGGCGAUUGGUAGACGGUAUGCGAGUGGUAUUGGAGAAGGUAGUCGUGAACAGCUAUGACAUGUGCUAUAAGAUUGAGACCACUCUGCUGUCCAUGGUCUUCGACAACUCUAAACCUGGCAUGCUUGCUGAAGUGCCUGAAGAGCUGAAGCACAGUGUGAUGAAGUGUCUCACGGUCCUACAAGUGAACCUCGACAAGAGGUUUAGGGAGAAAAUGCUCAGAACUCAAGUGCCGUUACUGGCACAGGCGGUGUUUGUGUCAGUACACGUUGCUAAGCUGGAGAAACAUCGAGCCUUGAGACUAUCAGCUUUGAACAGCCUGAUGGCGCACACGGCGAUCCAUCCUCAGCUGACCACCGACAAGGCGCGCAUCCCCGAGCCGACUCUGGAGGCUCUGGUGGUAGACAUGCUGUCCAGCAUCCUGCCCGGCGUCCUGGCGGCGUUGCAGGACGUCGCCUUGUGCCCCAACAACCCUGGGCAUGCCGUGGUUGUGGCGGCUGUAGAGGCCAUUCACCGCAUCCUGUGCCUCACUAUGCAGGACAGACUGCUGCCGAAGAAACCAGACGGUAGCAGCGACGAUUUCUUCAAGAUAUUCACUGAACAGCAAGCGCAAGAUAACACUGAAGUAAGCUGUAAGGAGAAGCUGAAAGACGAGAAACCGAAGCGGUCCAGUAAGUGGUACGCCAUGGCGGGCGAGAAGCUCACUAUGAUCACCAAGUGUCUGCUGGCGCUGCGCUCGCACGAGCACUACCGCGUGCGCCGCGAGCUGGCCGUCUACUGCGCGCGCGUGCUCAACGAGUGCACCGUGACAAUGCAGCCGUCCAUGCCCAUAGUGCUGGACAUCCUCAUCUCCCUAUCAAAGGACGAGUACCCCGCCGUCUCCACAUACUGCGCCGCGGCGGUGCGUGCGCAUUUCGCGGCCGCUGGGCCGGACAAACACCAUAGAACUAUGGAUAAUCUGGCUGAGAAUCUCUUUGUGAUGCUCAAUGGACUGCCACGGAUACUGAAUAAUAUUGACACGGGCCGCAAGCUCUACGCAUUAAACCUGCUGCACGGCUACAUCCAGAUCUUAGUAGACUCGGGCCGCCCGCAGCGUCUCAGCGGCGUGCUCAGCGUGCACCACAACAUGGCGCGUCUGUGCCACGCGCUGCUGGCCGCCGCCGCGCUGCAGACGCACGCCACGCCGCGCCGCGUCUAUCUUGCACCAGGGAUGUCGUCGUCACCCAACACCACGUCGUGGUGUAAGCUGCAACACCUGGACUCUCCGGAGUGCGAGAAGCGACUGCAAGAGAUCUGCGGCCUCCUGGGUGGUGCCGAGUGUGCUGAGCUGAUCCUCGACCGACUGCUGGAAAUGUUCAGAGAGCAGAGAGGAUGCGAGAUUGCUUACGUCAUGAACCACAUGGCUGCGGGUCCAAACUCAACAGAAAGUUUUUUACGACGGAUAUUAGACACGUACAUAGAAGAAGAUGUGUGGUAUCUCCCGCUCGAAGUAGGGAGUGGUGAGGCGCCCGUGACGUCAGCGGAGACCUUGGACGUGUCUGUGUAUAACCCGCGAGCGUGGGUGAAGGACAGUGUGCCAGGCCUAUUCGAGGGCGCGGUAGAGACGCGCUACACCGGCAUCAGCUACGACGCGCCGCGGCCCGCCGCGCGCCGCGAGCCCGACAAGUGCGCGUCCCUCGCGCGCGCACAGCACAACACCGCGCUCGCCUGCCUCGCCGCCGCCGGCGUCGGGCUCGUCGCGCGCCGCCUGCGACGCCGCUUCCAGCCCUACCUGCUGCGGACGCUGCCCAUGCUGCUGGAGCGAGUGGGCAGCAAGCACGAAGCUCUCCACGUGUCGGGCCUGGCCGCGCUCGAGGCGGUAGCGGAGGCGGGCGGCCAUGACAGUGUCGCCGCGCUCGUGGCCGCCAACGCGGACUAUUUCACGCACCAGGUCACAGUCAGGCUCAAGAAGUCAUGGAACACUGAGUCAGCGCUACAAAUACUCUCAGUAGUGAUGGAGUACAGUGACUCUAGCAUACAAGACUGCCUUUACGGCAUUGUAAAUGAUGUACUAGUCCAAAGUUGUGAUAGAUAUUACGAAAGAAAUCUUUACGCAUAUUUGCAAGUGUUCUAUGCGUUUGUGGAUUGCCUUUACAAGUGGUUUCCCUUGGAAGAGCCACAGAAAACUACAACAGACGAUGACACAAGUGCACAAAUAGAUUUAUUCGUCGAUUUACGAGAAUAUAUCAAAAACACUGAAGAGGCUGAAAAGUUAUUGAGUAAUGAAGAGUUUGAGAAAGAGACUGGAAAGAGUGUGGAGGAGAUGUUUAAAGAAGAUCAACAGAAGAAAGAAGAAGAUAUUUUAGACUAUGAUGACAAGGUUACAGAAGAGAAACCGCCAUUACCGCAGCACAUAACCGUUCUCAUCGCGAUCCUGAAGCGCUGCGCACACUUCUCGGCGUCGUGUCCGCGCGACGACGCCAUCCUGGCGCUGCAGGUGCUGGAGUCCGGCCUGCGGCUGCUGCGCGACCGCGACGACCAGCUGCUGCCGCUCGUGCACCUCGCCUGGGCGCCGCUAGUCGCCAGGUUUGAAACAGAGGAGCCCGUAGUCCUUCGGCGGGCAUUGUCACUGCUGGUGGCGAUGGCCGAGCUCUCCAAAGACUUCAUCCUCAGCAGAUGCGUCAAGGAGGUGCUGCCCCGCCUGUACCAGUGGCUCCGCAAGGCGGCGGCGGACAGCCACCUGAAGGACGCCGGCUCCUACUACCGCUCCAGCGCCGCCUACCUGCUGCAGAUCGCCGCGCUCGCCUCGCUGCCCUCGCUCGCCGUGCACCUGCGGUUACAGGACGCGCCGCUCGAUGACGCCAUGACUGCUGUCGACGCGUACCUGUCCAACAAGCAGCCCAAGACUCUACAGACGUUAGCGGUGAACUUCUUCAAAGCGAUCCUGGACUACUCGUACGGCGCGGCGUGGUGGCACCUUCGCGCGCUGUGCGCCAACGACGAGCUCCUACAAGCACCCGCACGCCGCCUGGCGUCCGCGCGCGGCACGCCCUAUGUGGCCAACGACAAAGACAUUCAACACAACAUCGAAGCCAUCUUUGACAUUACCUCCUAAUCUUAAGCAUAUUUUUUACAAUUUUGAUAGAUUAAUAAUGAAUGGACUAAUAAAACAUUUUAAUGGCAGUAA